Messenger RNA from Thrips palmi, 1427 nucleotides. RefSeq names its product transmembrane emp24 domain-containing protein 2 (gene CHOp24). The record is from RefSeq and is a predicted model, not a curated record. NCBI's taxonomy places the organism in Eukaryota, Metazoa, Arthropoda, Insecta, Thysanoptera, Thripidae. Bases 1 to 636 code for a protein of 211 amino acids. Gene Ontology annotation, biological process: Golgi organization; intracellular protein transport; endoplasmic reticulum to Golgi vesicle-mediated transport. The transcript has 3 exons. Gene Ontology annotation, cellular component: COPII-coated ER to Golgi transport vesicle; endoplasmic reticulum; endoplasmic reticulum-Golgi intermediate compartment.
AUGUGGUGUUUUGGAUUUGUUACCAUGAUGGAUUUUAAGUCUAUAGCUUUGAUAUGCGCUUUAUUUUCAUAUCUUACCAAUGUGGAUGCCUAUUUCAUCACAGUAGACGCACAUGCAGAAGAAUGUUUCUUCGAUAAAGUAGAAACAGGCACCAAGAUGGGUCUAAUGUUUGAAAUAGCAGAAGGAGGUUUUCUUGAUAUAGAUGUUAAAAUUGUCGGUCCGGAGGGUAAAGUUAUCCACCAGGGUGAACGAGAAACCAGUGGCAAGUACACCUUUGCCGCCCACACCUCCGGAGUUUACACCUAUUGCUUUAGUAACCAGAUGUCAACAAUGACGCCCAAAGUUGUUAUGUUCAAUAUGGAAAUUGGCGAUACACCCAAGGAAGAUGUUGCAACUGAUGAAGGUCACAAAAACCAACUAGAGCAAAUGAUUAAGGAAUUAUCAUCAUCCUUAACGAAUGUAAAGCAUGAGCAGGAGUACAUGCAAGUCAGAGACCGAAUCCAUAGGUCUAUCAAUGAGAGCACUAACAGCCGAGUAGUUAUGUGGGCAUUCUUUGAAGCAAUGGUACUCAUUGUAAUGACGGUAGGACAAGUGUACUACCUGAAACGAUUCUUUGAAGUCCGAAGGGUUGUUUGAAAAGUCGUGAUAACAUUUAUGAAAUUAACUCAAAGGACAUUUUUUAACUUCACCUGAGAUGAUUUUAUCAAAAUCCUAACACUCUUAACUCGAGACUGUGUUAAUAUAUUUACAAAAUAAGGGUGAAAAUUUGGUGUAAAUUAUUGUCUUUGUGUGAUUGUUCUGAAGUAUUGUGGAUGCUAUGUGAGGUUGUGUUGUGUAUCAUGUACAUUUUUAUGUCAGUCAUUUUGUAUUUAUGGUUAAGUGUGAAGAUUGUGUUCAAAUUUCAAAUGUAAAGGUUAUCAUUUUUUGUUGAUUUUCUUUUUUGGUUUUUCCCCAUUUGCUUUUGCCUUGUGUUGUCUCAUAUCCAUUUUUCAUUCAGUCUGUCAUUACUUUAGAGAGUAUAUGCAAGAAAUAGCUACAAUACCAUCCAAAAGCAGCUGUAGUGAUGUAAAUAAGGAUGUCGAAAGGAAUCUGCCUUUUAAGUGCUUAAGUGAUGCAGAUGUCAGUGCAUCAUUUUUUUCAACUUCUGGCUUUGCUUUGCACAUAAUUUAUUUCUGAUGUUUUACCUUUUGACAGACUGCUUUAGACAUAACAUUUUAAAAAAAUUGAAAUUGACAUGUAUCUUUCUAUGGUAGAGAAGUCAAGAUGUGUGUGACUGAUCUGUGAACUUGUAUCCAUAGUUUCAAUUAAAAGGCCCCAUGUUUCUUUACUUGAAGGCUCUUGUGUUCUUGGUUUCUUCUGUUCAUCAACUAUGGUGGGGUGUUUAGCCUUAAGAUUAUGAGUGCAAAUUGAAAUUCUAUUGGUUAUAA